Laetiporus sulphureus 93-53 is the source of this 1059-nucleotide messenger RNA. Its product is annotated as glutamine synthetase. NCBI's taxonomy places the organism in Eukaryota, Fungi, Basidiomycota, Agaricomycetes, Polyporales, Laetiporaceae. The transcript is spliced from 5 exons. Gene Ontology annotation, cellular component: cytoplasm. The coding region runs from base 1 to 1059 and encodes 352 amino acids. The record is from RefSeq and is a predicted model, not a curated record. Gene Ontology annotation, molecular function: glutamine synthetase activity.
AUGCCCUACCGCCCGGAUCUGCUAGCCCCAUUCCUCGCUCUUCCCCAGGGAGACAAGUACCAGGCUGAGUACGUUUGGAUUGAUGGAGAUGGCGGUCUCCGUUGCAAGACCACAACCGUCACCAAGAAGGUGACCGACAUUGGCCAGCUUCGUAUCUGGGACUUCGACGGGUCCUCUACCAAUCAAGCCCCUGGAACGGACUCUGAUGUCUACCUCCGUCCUGCGGCAAUUUUCAAAGACCCUUUCCGCGGCGGUGACAACAUCCUCGUCCUGGCUGAGUGCUACAACAACGAUGGCACCCCUAAUAAGACGAACUACCGUCACCACGCCAAGAAGGUGAUGGACCUUGCUAAAGAUCAGGUCCCUUGGUUCGGUCUCGAGCAGGAAUACACCCUUUUUGACAUGGAUGGCACUCCCUUCGGCUGGCCCAAAGGUGGUUUCCCCGGUCCCCAGGGCCCUUAUUAUUGCGGCGCCGGUGCGGGCAAGGUUUUCGCUCGUGACCUCAUCGAGGCCCACUACCGCGCCUGUCUGUACGCGGGCGUGAACAUCUCCGGUAUCAACGCGGAGGUCAUGCCCUCCCAGUGGGAGUUCCAGGUUGGCCCGUGCGAGGGCAUUUCCAUGGGUGACCACCUAACGAUGGCGCGAUAUCUGCUCAUCCGCAUUGCCGAGCAAUGGGACAUCAAGGUGUCCUUCCACCCCAAGCCCCUCGCGGGUGACUGGAAUGGUGCGGGCUGCCACACGAAUUUCUCCACCAAGGCCAUGCGUGAGCCCGGAGGCAUGAAGUACAUCGAGGAUGCGAUCGAGAAGCUGAGCAAACGUCACUCGGAGCAUAUUGCUGUAUACGGCGAGGACAAUGAUCUCCGUCUCACUGGUCGUCACGAGACUGGCCACAUCGGCACUUUCACCUCUGGCGUUGCCAACCGUGGUGCAUCUAUCCGUAUCCCCAGACACGUCGGUGCACAAGGCUACGGUUACCUAGAGGACAGGCGCCCCGCUUCCAACAUUGACCCCUACAGGGUUACUGCCAUUAUUGUGGAGACCACCUGCCUCGACAAGUAG